UGUCCAUCUUUUUCAGCGUCCAAAUGGUGGGCACUACCAUUUUCACGGCCAUCACGGCCCUACUAGCAACCACAACGGUCGCCCAAACCAUAACCCCGGCACCAAGCACAACCAUUCUCUCUAUCUUCGAAGAAAACAACACCCUCAACGCCCAGGUCUUUAACAACAUGGGCGGCAGCAUUGUCAACGUCGACGCAUCCAGUAACCAAACCACUAUCGCCAUAAACUGUAUCCAGAGUUUACUACAAAAUUGUUCUUUUUCAUCAUACGUUCUGCCUAUUACAAUAACCAGCGGUCCGUCGACGUUUGCCUGGAGUAUGAGUUCAACGACACGGUCAGACUCGGUUUAUUCCAUUGCCGGGCAGUCGCAGAAUUGUGUGGUGACUGGGUCCACGCAAAGUGCGAGUUGUUUAAUAUAUGAUGAUUAUUGGCAUUCGAAUAUAUCUACUACGUCGUUGUCAAGUACCUCUGCGACUGUGGAGUUGAGUGCUGCGCAGAUCACGUAUGAUCUUCUCACUGUUACAGCUGGCGUUGAGAAAUUAGCACCUGCUUCUACGGCUUCUAUGACAAGUACUGCUACUGCAGGUACUGCCAAUAACUCGACAGUCUCGGGGCAGCAUAGCUCCAAAGCAUGGAUUGCAGGCCCUGUUAUAGGCGCCGUGGUGGGGUGUGCGGUAAUCGCAGCAGGGGUUUACUUGUGUCUAAUACGACGAAGGAAAGGGAACAGCGAAAACGAAAAAUCAAACAAUGUACCGAGUUACCCAGAUUCGCCGGAAUUGGAUACGAAUCAAAGUCAGACAGAGGAAUGGAGAGCUGAACUGCCUUCUCCGGCGCCAGCCUCCCAUCCAGCUGAGCUUGAAGCGAGUGAACGACAUUUUGUGUAUGAAUUGGACCAUACGCCUUGAUUGGUAUUGAUGAUAUGAUAUAGACUAGAUCAAUAAUGAUGAAAUGAUUAUGGAUUUACUGUAUAUUCUUGUAUCAAUUCGGACAUAUUUAUAUAUUGAUUUAAUAUUCCUACAUAUUUGCACUGCCAUACGCAUGCUAAACCAUUACAUUCAG
This is a messenger RNA of Aspergillus ruber CBS 135680, 1059 nucleotides long. RefSeq lists its product as uncharacterized. The coding region runs from base 24 to 905 and encodes 293 amino acids. The record is from RefSeq and is a predicted model, not a curated record. The transcript has a single exon. Lineage: Eukaryota; Fungi; Ascomycota; Eurotiomycetes; Eurotiales; Aspergillaceae.